This is a messenger RNA of Cuscuta campestris, 2506 nucleotides long. Lineage: Eukaryota; Viridiplantae; Streptophyta; Magnoliopsida; Solanales; Convolvulaceae. The record is from the annotation of a GenBank genome assembly.
AGAGAACGACACCUUCUCCUCCACUCAGCCUAUUGCGAAUCAAUUCCUACACAACAUUGUCUUCUUCCUCCUCUUCAUCCCUACAAAAAAAGAACUCAUUCUUCUCAUUUUCCACCAAACAGAAUAAACUUAGUGUCAUAAUGUUCAUGAGAAGGAGGAGAUCAUUCUGCAAUAGUUAGUUGCCGCAGGAAGUAUCACCGGAAAAUUUCCAAAACCUUCAUUAGGCUUCAAGGCCACAUCUUAUUCCCCCUUAUCCCCCCCUGAGAGCCAUCCCAUUCUUCAAUUGGGAAAUUCCUCGAACCAACAUCGCCUGUGCUAUCUCCGUCGGAAUCCAGACAAAUCUCCCGUCAACACGCUAUUUAUCCGCAGGUAUGGCAUCAAGACCCUUUUGAGCAAAAUUUGCUUCCUUUUAGGAGUUCAGUAUGUGCAGAACUGUAUGCUCGUGAUGGGGCUGCUAAUCUAAGCGAAAGUGGGGUAUAUUACUUGGAUGAAAGAAAUGAAGAGAUAUUAUCGAAAAGGAUCUUGAAACUUAGCCGAUCAAACACGGUUAGGGCUGCACUAUCACUUUAUAAGUCAAUGAUGUUUACAGGUCUCAAGCCUAGUUUACAUGCCUGCAAUUCCCUUCUUUCCUGCAUCUUGAGGAAUGGAAUGCUUGAUGAUGCUUUGGAGGUCUUUGAAUUCUUGAAGGAAGGUAAGAUGACCACUCCUCACACGUACAGUUUAAUUCUUAAGGCAGUUGCUGAAGAUAGGGGGAGUGAUGCUGCGUUAAAAAUGUUUGAAGAAUUAUGCAAAAAUGAUUGUGCUAGUAACACAUUUGAUGUCAUUGUCUAUAACACAAUGAUAUCAGCUUUUGGAAAACUAAACAAUUGGGCUCAGGCUGAGAAAUUUUGGAGAAUUUUGCAAAACAAAAGCCUUAUAGGGACAACAGUCACGUAUAGCAUACUAAUAUGCUUAUUUGUCCGUUGUGGGAAGUAUGAGCUAGCUCUCAAUGCGUAUAGUGAGAUGGUUCAAAACGGGUUAACACCGGGAGAUGAUGUGUUGCAAGCAAUGAUUGGAGCAUGUAUGAAGGAGGGGGAUUUCGAUAUGGCAUUUUCUGUCUUUCAAAGUAUGUUGAAUGGCGGCCUGAAACCAAAUGCAAAAUCAUGCAAUGCAGUGAUUAAUUCACUCGGGAAAGCUGGGAAACCUAAGCUUGCAUUCAAGGUUUUUGGUCUCAUGAAGUCUCUGGGUCAUGUGCCAGAUGCAUACACAUGGAACUCACUUCUUUGUGCUCUUAAUCAGGCAUGUCAUCAUCGUGAUGCACUUCAAUGUUUUGAGAAGAUCAGGAAACAGCAACCCCACAUCCUAAACUUUCAAAUGUACAAUACAAUUAUGAUCUCUUGCCAGAGACUUGGAUUAUGGGAGAAAGCAGUCCAACUACUAUGGGAGAUGGAGGCUUCUGGUGGUUCGGUUUCUACGUCCUCAUAUAAUCUUGUUAUUGGUGCUUGUGAGGCUGCAAGAAAGCCAAAGGUUGCACUGCAAGUUUACAAUCACAUGGUUCACCAAAAAUGUUCUCCUGACCUUUUCACUAUGCUGUCUGUGAUGAGAAGCUGCAUCUGGGGUUCCCUUUGGAAUGAAGUUGAUAAGAUACUAAAUUCUGCUGCACCAAAUGGAUCUCUGUACAAUGCUGCAAUUCAGGGGAUGUGUCUGGCAGGCAGGAUUGAUCUUGCUACAAAGGUUUACACAAAAAUGCAUCAUAGUGGCCUCAAAGCUAAUUGUAAAACAAGGGCUCUAAUGCUGCAGAACUUACCAAAAGAUCUCAGGAGAUAACAGGUGCAUGCAAUGUAAGCGUUUUCUAUAUAUGUCAACUCGUCAAGUUCGGCCUUCCUUCCACAAUAACCAAAGUAAGGUUGAAGUCUCUUGAUGAUAAUGAGAAGCAUCACUGUGAGCCAAUGACAAAUGCCAGGGCAAAUCCGUGAUCAAAUUUGAGAGGAAAACAGAGUGACAACUACAAUAUUGUGAUUUAGUUGUCCUUGUCAAGUUUACGUUGUUGGGGAACAGCUGAAAAGUCAAAACAUGCAAAGGUCUGAUCUCUCUCCAUCACGCGAAUAUGUCAAUGGCAUUGAUCUUCAUUCUUCACCCAAGCUGAUAUGGCGAGGCACCCAGUUAUGGACAAAGGGGUGCCAAAUCGUUGUUGCCAUUGUUCAACUUUAGAUGUGUGUUUGAGCAAUACUCCCUCCGUCUCAUAAAGUGUUACCCAUUUUGACUAAAGUUGAAAUUAAGGGAGGGAUAAUUUUGUGUUGACUUUCCAAAAAUACCCUUGAUGUGAUGGGUAAAAGUAGGAUGUGAUGUAAAGAUUAUUAGGAAAAAGGUAUGAUGUGAUAGGUAGGGUUUGAAAAAGUAAGGGGUAAAAGUGGUUUUUUUAAAUAGAAAUGGGUAAGGGAUUGUGGAACACAAUUUUUUUGAAACGUGUAAAUCUUUUUGGGACGGAGAGAGUAUUUCCUAGUGGUUUAGAUGACAUUCCUGUAUA